Microdochium trichocladiopsis is the source of this 3229-nucleotide messenger RNA. Its product is annotated as putative RNA interference and gene silencing protein. Bases 97 to 3195 code for a protein of 1032 amino acids. NCBI's taxonomy places the organism in Eukaryota, Fungi, Ascomycota, Sordariomycetes, Xylariales, Microdochiaceae. The record is from RefSeq and is a predicted model, not a curated record. The transcript is spliced from 3 exons. Gene Ontology annotation, molecular function: protein binding; nucleic acid binding.
CCGGCUAGCUCCUUUUUCUCCUGCUCUGGUUUCAGUUUUGAUAUCUGACGUUCCAGAGCCGAGAUAUCUUCUCGGUCCUACUCACCUAUUCCUGUUAUGUCCGCUCCAGGUCGUGGUGGCUCGUUUCGUGGUGGCGGCGGAGGACGUGGCCCUAGACGGGGAGGUUUUGGGGGUGAUUCUAGUAGAGCCCGCAGUGCCCGUGGAGGCUUCCAGGGCAGAGGAAGGGGCGGCGUGACUGUUUCGGUGUUCUCGACUCCCGAUCGAAUCAUCCCUGUUCCAAACACGAUUGUCGCGAAGACCGAAGAUGCCCUUCUGGCCGCUACCAAAGGUGGCCUUAGUCUCGCAGGCUCAAAGUUACGAGAGGGGUUUCCUUGUCGUCCCGGCUUCGGCACGAAAGGCACACCCGUGACGCUGUGGGCCAACUAUUUCGAAAUGUGUCCACCCCCAAAAGUCAUGUUCUACCGAUACGAUAUUGCUGUUUCACCCGCGGUCGCCGGAAGAAAGCUUAGCCAGGUCGUCAGGCUGUUACUGGAGUCCGAAGAAUUGAUGGAAUUUCGACUGGAUGUGGCCACUGACUUCAAGUCAACUCUUGUGUCGCGUCAGAAGUUGCCCGCGGAUGAGACGGUUGCCAAAAUCCAGUACCGCUCGGAAGAUGAGGACGAACCUCGACAAAAUGCCACCCAAUACGAAGUUCGUCUCCUAUACACGAAUACCUUGAGUGUCUCGCAUCUGAUCGAGUAUCUCACAUCUACGAACAUAAGCGCGCGGUUCAACGACGCUCAGUCUCUGGUUCAGGCCUUCAACAUCUUCCUCAACCAUCACUCAAAGCUGACGGGGAAUUUGGCUACGAUUGGGGCUAGCAAGAAAUUCUCUCUAGCCGAUAACGCGGAUAAGUGGGAUCUUGGCACAGGAUUGACGGCAAUACGAGGCUUCUUUUCGAGCGUGAGGGUGGCAACCUCCCGCCUCCUCGUCAAUGUGAAUGUCAGCCACGGUGCCUUUUAUGAAGCAGGGCCGCUGGACAAGAUCAUGUUCAUGUACUACUCUGCUCACCAAAGAAGCAAGUACAAACUGAACAACUUCCUCGCGAAGCUGAAGGUGGGGCCUAUUCACCUGCCAGAAAGGAAGAACAAAAAGGGUGAAAUCGUGCGGAAAGUCAAGACCAUUGUUGGCCUCGCCAACACGAAUGACGGACACGGCCUCCAGCACCCCCCAAGGGUAAAAGAGUUCGGUGCAGGUCCUAAGGAUGUGGAGUUCUGGCUCGAAGGCGGUGGGGGAGGCCAGCCGGCCAGCUCACCAGGAGCUGGAAGUCAGGAGGAAGGUAAAAAGAAAAAGCAGAAAUGGAAACAGGCAGGCCCUUCCGACAAGCCAUCGUCGACCUCGUCCAGUGGCGGAUACAUCAGUGUUUACGAAUUCUUUUGGACCAGUGAGUCUCUGAAUGCCUGCUGGGGAGCUCAUUUUAUAAUAACUGUCCGAAUAGAAUAUAAUUGGCAGACCAACCCCAUGAUCCCCAUCAUCAACGUCGGUACACGAGAUACCCCAAGCUAUCUUCCACCUGAGGUCUGUGUCGUCGUUCCAGGUCAGAACUCAAACUCAAAGCUCAACCCCGCGCAAACCCAACAAAUGAUACAGUUUGCUGUACGGAGCCCAUGGGAGAAUGCUGCUUCAAUAGUCCGCGAUGGUUUUCAAACAGUUGGUCUUUCAUCACAGGCGAACGUGCUUCUGGAUCGGUUUGGCGUAUCGGUCCCACCUCAGUUGAUCACUGUGUCAGGGAGGGUUCUCAACGAGCCUAAGGUCUUGUACAAAGAGGGGAAGCCUGCCCCGGUGCGCUCUGGCAGCUGGAAUAUGGUUAACGUGAAGUUAAACACCACCGGGACUAUGACGAAUUGGUCGUACCUACUCAUUUCGAUAUCUGAUCGGCGGGACGCAUUUGAUCAAGCAGGUCUCAUCGCUAUGCUCGUCAAGUUUCAAGAGGCUUUGCGCAAAACCGGAAUGGUCGUGGCCCCCCCGGCUCUGGGACGAAGACUAGUCCUGAGAGACCAGGAUGACCCGGAGCUCGACAACGUCUUCAAAUUAGCUGCCAAGUCCUUACACCUGCUUUUCAUUAUCCUACCAGAUACCAACCCCCUCUACAACAGGAUCAAACACUGCGGCGACGUUAAGUACGGGAUCCAAACUAUCUGCGUUGUUGGCCAUAAGAUUGCCAAAGAGAAGGGCCAGGACCAGUACUUCGCCAAUGUCGCCCUGAAGCUCAACCUGAAACUGGGCGGAAACAACCAGCUACUCGAUAAACCACGCCUUGGUAUAAUCAACGAGAAUAAGACUAUGGUUGUCGGUAUUGACGUCACACACCCGUCUCCUGGGUCUAGUUCUCGCGCGCCAAGCAUCGCCGGGAUGGUUGCCAGCGUUGAUAGGUGGCUUGGCCAGUGGCCUGCAGUUCUCCGGGUCCAGGCCGGCGCUCGCCAGGAAAUGGUCACGGACCUGUCAGACAUGCUUAAAUCACGCCUCCAGCUGUGGAAAACCAAAGGACACCACCAGUCCCUGCCCGAGAAUAUCUUGGUAUACCGUGACGGCGUCUCCGAGGGUCAGUAUGACAAAGUCAUCGAUGAGGAACUUCCGCGGCUGCGCAAGGCAUGUACGGAGGUGUAUCCGACCUCUGACCAGAAAAAGGACCUCCCACAUUUCACCAUCGUCAUUGUCGGUAAGCGUCACCACACGCGAUUUUACCCGACCAAGGAAGCCAACGCCGACCGGUCCGGCAACCCGAAGCCCGGCACCAUCGUCGACCGCGGUGUCACAGAGGCACGUAACUGGGACUUCUUCCUCCAAGCGCACGCAGCCAUCCAGGGCACCGCGCGUCCAGGGCACUACGUUGUCGUGCUCGAUGAGAUCUUCCGAGCUCGCUACGCCAAGACGUUGCCGCCGGACUGCAGCAACGUGGCGGAUGUGCUUGAGGACCUAACGCAGAGCUUGUGCUAUGUGUAUGGGCGUACGACCAAGGCAGUCAGUCUGUGUACGCCGGCUUACUAUGCUGAUAUUGUCUGUGAGAGGGCUAGGUGCUAUCUGAGUGGUGUGUUUGACACGCCGACACAGUCCGCGGAGCCGUCACUGGCCGGAAGUCAGACGGAGGGGUUGCAAGUUGGGAAUGAAGAUGUGAGGAUUCAUGAGAAGUUGAAGGAUACCAUGUUUUAUAUUUAAGCAGCGGAAGAAGCGGGGAAGCUGGGAUCUUGCA